AUUGUUUUUCAAUACGAAUGCACCCACACAGACGAAAAGAAGCAACCAUGGCGAACACAGAAACGGCUCCUCAGAAAAUGGAAGUUGACUACAGUUCUACUGUAGAUGAAAAGCUUCCAAAAUGUGAAAAAUUGGCUAAACAAGGGAAAUUGACAGAAGCACUGGAUAUACUGAUGUCAUUAGAAAAACAAACAAGAACAGGAGCUGAUACUCAUUCCACAAGUAGAGUCCUGAUGACGGUAGUUCGCCUCUGUUUUGAAAACAAAAAUUGGGAUGCACUGAAUGAAAGUAUUGUCUCACUUACAAAGAAACGAGGACAGAUAAAACAGUCUGUCACAAAGAUGAUCCAGGAAGCCUAUACCUAUGUAGAAAAGACUCCAGCUGGCAACAUGGAUGUGAAACUCAAGUUGAUUGAUACACUGAGGACAGUUACGGCUGGAAAAAUCUAUGUGGAAAUUGAGCGUGCACGACUCACCAGAACUCUGGCCAAGAUAAAGGAAGACAGUGGCAAGGUAACGGAGGCUGCGGACAUACUUCAGGAGCUACAGGUGGAGACGUUUGGGUCAAUGGAAAAGAAGGAAAAGGUGGAGUUUAUUCUAGAACAGAUGAGAUUGUGCCUAGCAAAGAAGGACUACAUCAGGACACAGAUCAUCAGCAAAAAAAUUAGCUCAAAGUUCUUUGAGGAAGCAGGAACAACCGAGCUAAAGUUGAAAUAUUACCAGUUGAUGAUUGAGCUUGACGAACAUGAGGGAUCCUACCUUGCAAUCUGUAAACAUUACAAAGCUGUAUAUGAUACACCAGAGAUCAAAGAAAACAAAGACAAAAUGAGGGAGGCUCUGCGUUAUGUAGUACUGUAUGUGAUACUGGCACCCUACGAUAAUGAGCAGUCAGACUUCAUACACAGAGUCAAGGAAGACAGAAAUCUGGAAGAAAUUGCCAAAUACCAAGAGCUUCUAAAUUGUUUCACGACGUCAGAGCUGAUCACAUGGAAGCAGCUGUGUCUGACAUACGAGAGCGAGCUAAAGUUUGGUUCCACAAGUAGUCCAGCUACCCACGUCUUCAACACAAAGCUGGAAGGGGGAGCAAAACGCUGGGCAGACCUAAAAAAUAGAGUUGUAGAACAUAAUAUUCGUGUGAUGGCCAAAUACUAUACCCGUGUGAGGACCAAGAGAAUUGCUGAUCUUUUGGACCAGUCUGAAGCGGAAUCUGAAGAAUUUUUGUCCAACCUUGUUGUGAACAAGACUGUUCAAGCCAAGAUGGAUCGCAUGGCGGGUAUAGUGAAUUUCACCCACCAAAAGGACCCAAGUGACAUUCUCAAUGACUGGUCCCACAACAUCACCACACUGAUGCAACUUGUCAACAAGACAAAUCACCUCAUUACCAAGGAGGAGAUGGUACACAAGCUCCAUUGACCAUCAUAAUUCUCAUCAAAAAUUAAUAGUGCUACAAAAGUGGUAGACCAAUAGUCGUCUAAACACACACAUUGUUUUUUAACAGUGGGACUUCCAGUCUCUAUUGUUGCCUCGGGCACACUGCCAUACUUAGUACAUCAGUGUGAAUUUAUAAGUUCAGAAAUCUUCAUAAUGAAGCCAUUUUCCUGGAGGUUUACAAAAAUUGCAUUAGAGUUCCUUAUAAAGAGAAUAUGGAUAAAUAUAGAAAGCAAUGGAAAAAAAACUUCUUCUAUUCUUUUCUUUAAUUACUUAUAUGCAGAUUCUAGUGCAUCGUGUAUAUUGAAAUAUUUCAUGAAAUUUCAAGCUUUUCUGAGACAUGCUGAAAUAAUUCGAAUGGAACAUUUCCUGUAUUUAAUUUUCACCAUUAAAAGGUUGAACAAAU
This is a messenger RNA of Mizuhopecten yessoensis (Yesso scallop), 1833 nucleotides long. RefSeq names its product 26S proteasome non-ATPase regulatory subunit 12-like. The record is from RefSeq and is a predicted model, not a curated record. Bases 18 to 1412 code for a protein of 464 amino acids. Gene Ontology annotation, cellular component: proteasome regulatory particle, lid subcomplex; cytoplasm; nuclear proteasome complex. NCBI's taxonomy places the organism in Eukaryota, Metazoa, Mollusca, Bivalvia, Pectinida, Pectinidae. The transcript has 11 exons.